This is a messenger RNA of Ectocarpus sp. CCAP 1310/34, 585 nucleotides long. The record is from the annotation of a GenBank genome assembly. NCBI's taxonomy places the organism in Eukaryota, Phaeophyceae, Ectocarpales, Ectocarpaceae.
CCCCCUACUACCCUGCCCGAACAACACGCCUGGCGGAAGUCUCCAUUCUUGGAGGCACACAUAUACACAACUUACCUCCCCCCCUCUCCAACUCUACGCUUGCUCUCUGUUGUUUCGCUGACUAGGGUAGUAUGCCUACCUUGUGGCAGGACCUAACAGGCGGCACGGUCGGUGGAGUCAUUGGGGUGACCGCGGUUUGCCCUCUCGACACGGUAAAAAGCAGGUUGCAAACGGGGGGCAGGUACUUGGGCACGGUUCAAGUCUUGUCCUCCAUGGCCGUACACGAAGGGGUGCGGGUCGGGAAUGGGCGAGCGGCACCCUACUCCUGGAGCGGCGCGUGUGCAGUGCACCUAGUGCGAAGGUAUUUGGAUCUGUACCUCCGAGGUUUCGCUGACCUUGUUACAGCAGUUCGUGGAGGACAAGGUGGACGACGCUACCGUACGUUGCAUAAGACAUCACAACCCCUGGACCGAUUUUCAAACGCGAUUACUCGGCAGGAAAGGCAGUGACAGUGCCGAAAAUAACGCCGUUGGAUUAACCUCGUCAAGAUGUUGCCGAAACGCAUGGUUUGGUUUUGACACCCUC